AAAGGCCCACAUAUUUAUUAACAAAACACAGUACACUAGUAACAUAUACAACCCAUAUAUUGGUCUUAAAAUAUUGUGCUCAGGCAAACUCUAGGGUUCCUGUCUCUAUCAAUCAUGGCUUCCGCAUCAAGCAAGACAGUGGCCGAGACGGCUGAAACCGCUCCCAUAACAGAUCCCAUAGAGAAAAUCACUGAAUCUGUUGUCUCUUUGUCUCUGAACAACGAACAAUCAGAUUCUGAUCCAGAGGAGGGUGAUUCUUUCGACCACAAUGAAGAUUCUGACGUAAGCGACGGAGAAGAAGAUAGCAAAAGCGACGGAGACAAUCAAAACGAAGACGACGGAGAUAGCAUUGUGGACGACGGAGACUCAACAGACAGCCAACCGGAAUGGGGAGUGGAUAGCCACGACGAAAGAGAAUAUUGCUCGCCUGAUGAAGACGGUUGGUCAGACGAAGAAGAUGAACGAAAAGCCCGUCUUUAUCGACGGAAUCUCCACUUCAGCCACGGUUUUCUGGUGGAAAAAGGGAUUCGCCCACGUCAAGUAUGGAGUGGCUCAAUCCUGCUUAAAUCUUUGGACAGUGAACGUUCUCCAGUCAAAGGAAGGACUCAGCUCCAAUACGCACAAGACAUGGCCAAACUCUCUCUUCGCAAAUACAAUGCUUUAAACAAAACGAAUGUUAGAGUGGAUCAUGUUGUGAGAGUGACCGAAGCGUUUUUUGGUAGAUGGAUUUCGUACAUCACUUUCAUGGCAAGAGAGUCUGAGGAAGAAGAAGCUACUGAUCUUGUGGAGUAUCAAGCCAAGAUUGUCAAGAUUUUAAGACGCAAGUCUUAUCCCAUCUUCUGCAGGCCAAGUCCCAAGCAAGAUCAGGAUAUGUAGUUAUAAAUGUUAGUUUUCUUUACUCAAGGCUAAUUUGAAUUGAUGGUCAUAUGGUCUUUCGUACUUCUUGCUUUCAGUUUUUUGAAAUGGAUCGUGGUCCAAGCUACUUGAUAAUGAUUUGUGAUGUGCAAUUCAAUACAUCAACCUAAUGUUGCUAUGAA
Molecule: messenger RNA, 1037 nt
Organism: Brassica napus (rape)
Lineage: Eukaryota; Viridiplantae; Streptophyta; Magnoliopsida; Brassicales; Brassicaceae
Product: eisosome protein SEG2-like
Exons: 3
Coding region: 115-876 (253 amino acids)
Source: RefSeq, a predicted model, not a curated record